AUGGGUUCGGAACGGUAUCCAAUUCGCCAGAAUGGGAUCUAUCACAAUUUGCCCCAGUUCGACCCAAAGAUCAAGGAUCUUACUGCAAUUGUGACAGGUGCAAAUGGAAUCUCCGGCUUUCAUACCUGUCGAGCUCUCUUGGAAUCUCCAGACAGAUGGGAGAAAAUCUAUGCCAUGUCUCGUCGUCCACCACCAGAUGCCAUGAUGGCGCUUCUGACACGCGAACAACGUCGCAAGAUUGAGCAUGUGUCCAUCGAUUUUCUCCAGAACCCUAAGGAAGUGGCAGAGGCCAUGAAGAAUGCUGGCGUAGAGCGGGUAGAUUAUGUCUUUUUCUACUCGUAUUUACAACCUAGACCACCUCCAGGCUCACCUGCCUGGUCUAAUGAUGAGGAGCUCGUUGAGGUAAACUCUGCUCUUUUGAGAAACUUUCUCUCUGCAUUGCCAUUAUGCUCUCUCCAUCCGAGACGUAUUCUUCUUCAGACUGGUGCCAAAAACUAUGGUUCAAUAUAUGGCCGGUCGCGGGAACCAUGUAUUGAGUCGGAUCCACAGCCUUCUCACCUCGCCCCAAACUUUUACUACUCACAAGAAGCACUUCUCUUUCAAUACUGCAAAGAGCAUUCAGAGACUGGGUGGAAUAUAAUAAUGCCCUCAUGGAUCAUUGGUGCCACGACAAACGCUCAGAUGAACGCCUAUUACGCUUUCUCGGUGUAUGCUGCUGUGGCUGCAAAGCGAAGCUUGCCGCUUGUCUUCCCAGGUGAUUGGACAACCUGGCAGGGUCUUGUUUUCCAUUCCUCAGCCCGGUUGACCGGAUACCUGAGCGAGUGGGCAGUGCUCGAAGAUAAAUGUGCCAACCAAAGAUUCAAUAGCACAGAUACGGGCGCUGUGACGUGGGAUCGAUGGUUUGAGCGGUUUGCAGAGUGGUUUGGGAUCACUGCGGGGGUGCAGCCGCCCUCAGGGAAUUUAGAGAACCCGGUGGUGGUUACUGGUCUGCCCGGCGAGAAGUCGCCAAUAGGGUACGGCCCACCAGUGGAGAAUAAAAGCAGUUUCACAUUCCAACAAUGGGCCCUGGAUCCGGAGAACCGGAAAGCUUGGAACGAGCUCAUGGCAGAAAGUGAUGGCUUGUUAACGCACGAUCCUUUUGAAGAUGGAAGCGAAACUUUUGUAUUUGGUGAUGCAGCGCUGCCAGUUUGGGGGAGACAUCUAUCGAGCAAUAAGGCACGAAGGUUGGGCUGGACUGGGUUUGUCGACACAGUGGAGGGUGUAUUUGAGAUGUAUUGGGAAAUGGGUGGCGACGGUAGAAAGGGCAUGGGGAUGGUAUCAGCGAUGAAGGUCAAGGAAGCGAGACCAUUGGUAUGA
Exophiala bonariae is the source of this 1356-nucleotide messenger RNA. RefSeq lists its product as uncharacterized. The transcript has 3 exons. The record is from RefSeq and is a predicted model, not a curated record. Lineage: Eukaryota; Fungi; Ascomycota; Eurotiomycetes; Chaetothyriales; Herpotrichiellaceae. The coding region runs from base 1 to 1356 and encodes 451 amino acids.